Molecule: messenger RNA, 3112 nt
Organism: Cynoglossus semilaevis (tongue sole)
Lineage: Eukaryota; Metazoa; Chordata; Actinopteri; Pleuronectiformes; Cynoglossidae
Gene: gcc1
Product: GRIP and coiled-coil domain containing 1
Exons: 4
Coding region: 363-2642 (759 amino acids)
Cellular component (GO): Golgi apparatus
Source: RefSeq, a predicted model, not a curated record
ACGCCCCUACAUCCUCCUUUGGUUCCGGUUCACUCCAAUAUGGCGGAGGUCGGUUGACAAUUAAUGAGCGGUGUUUUUAUUUACACCGUUACACGAAAAAAAAACUGCUUUUAAUGGAAGACGGUCUCAUUUUCCCUCGAAGAAAAUCUCUGUGGACGAAAAUAUUUCGAUUUUAAGAGGUAACAAUGACGAGUACCUUGGCUCCGUAUUUCGAUAAACUUCGUUAGUUUCCGUAAGGCGUUAAAAAGAGCCGAUGAUUUACAUGCGCAAACGUCAGCGGAGAUCAUUGAUAAUAUUCAGGAAGUGGAUUCCAACAGAGAUCAGCUUGAGAUUUUCCGGACUCCUUAGACUCUGACUGAGCAAUGGAGAAGUUUGGAAUGAGUUUUGGGGGCGGUCCCAAUAGGAAGGAACUGCUGGACACGAUUGAAGCCCAGAAGAAACAGCUGGUCCAGUACCAAACCCGCUUCAAGGAUGUGGUCCGGGCAUACAAGAGCCUUCUGAAAGAGAAAGAGGCUCUGGAGUCUAGUUUGAAGGUCUUGAGCGUGACCCAGGAACUAGACUCAAAUCAGCAGGGUCAGGAUACAGCCACCAAUGGCCCUGCUGCAGAAAUGCCAGAUGAUGGCUGCUCACUGCACAGUGAGGACAGUGUGGAUACGGCGGUAUCAGUGGAUACACCCAGCGAAACUGCAAGAGGAGAGCAGUCUGAGGAUGACCAGGGAGAACCGACCCUGCCUUCAGAGAGGGCGGAGGUUGAUGUCAGCAGCUCAGAGAGCAGCAGCAGCGUGGGACCGACUCCCGCCAAUAGUGCGGAGGCUGAUCGUAGAAUUGCUCAAUUAAAGAGCCAGCUGAGCACACUUACCGGUGCGCUAGCUACGGUGACUCAGGAGAAAUCUCGGAUGGAGGCAAACUUUCAGGCUGACAAGCGGCAGCUGAAGCUGGAGGUGGAGGAGCUGCAGGAGCACCUGCGGACCCUGACCAAGCAACAGGAAGCGGAGCUCCGUGUCCUGCAGCAGCAGCUCAACGAGAGCCGUGCCCGCGUCAUCACGCAGCAACACGACAGGGAGCAGGAGCAGGUGGACCACGUCCAGCAGCUACGAGAAAUCCAGAAACUUCUGCAACAAGAGCGAGACCUGAGGCAGGAUGCAGAGCUCCAACUGCAAGACACCAACGCUACCCUAAUGGCAACAACACAGGUAGUAGAGCGAGGGGUGGAGUAUGAAACGCAACUGAACCAGCUGAGAGAGGAGAAAGAAGAGCUGAAGAGGAGGCUGGAGGUCGCAGAGGAAGAUCAGAAAAAAAAAGAUCCCAGAGUGGAUGAGUUGAGGCAGGAGCUGGCGCAGGUUAAAGACAACCUCCAGAAGCAGAUCCAAGCUGAGACCAAGAAGGCGUGUGACAUAGAGGAGCGUGCUCGUGAACGUGCUGAGUCGGCAGAGGACAGGGUCGCAGGUCUGGAGCAGCGGAUCUCGGAAUUGUCUGAGCUGCUGGGUUCUUGUGAGAAGGCAAGGCAACGGGACCAGCAGGCCACUCAGAGACUUCGAGACAGAAUCUUGCAGCUGGACACCGAAAACAAGACACUGGCCAUCGCUGCUUCCAACAGGUCGGCCUCCGACCUCAACAUAGACGAAUCACAGCUGGAUGUCAGUGUGCUUAAGGAGAAGCUAGAGAAGGUGAAGAAGCUGCUGCUUAUUGCCGUUCAGAAGAACCCAGAUCAAAACCUGAGAAACUUGGAGGAGAGAGAAUCAGAGCUGGACGGUGACCGAACCACUCCGCUGGUCUACCAGCAGGAGCUGAGGCAGCUGAAGGACGAAUUUGAGCGGUACAAGCUGCGGGCACAGGUGGUGCUGAAGAACAAGAACACUAAAGACGGUUGCCAGGCCAAAGAGCUAGAAGAAAUGCGUGACCAGCUGUCGGAGCUCAAGGAGAAGUACAUCAACCUGCGGAUCCAGAGUGAUGACGCCAAAACACAACACUGUCACGAGCUGGAGGAGCGUCAACAGGCGACAGCGCUGCUGCAGCAGAGCCACAAACAGGAACUGGAGCGGGUGGAGUCUUCGCAUCGUGACGAGCUGCUGAGAAUGGAGGCGGAGCUACACAAACAAAGAGAGCGGGCCAUGGCGCUGAUCAAUGAGAAAGACCAGGAGCUCGAGAAGCUCCGCACACUUGUGCUCGGACGUUCCAAUGACUACAGCGUCACACACGAUGACACUGCCGAGCCGGAGUCUGAGGCUGACAUUGUGGGUCUGGCGCUUCAGCGGGUCACUUCCUCUGAGCCCACGCUGCUUCUAUAUGCAGAACAGCUGGCAAGGAUGGAAGUGGAGCUUGGAAGCCUGCGGCGCCAGAAAAACCGCUUGGAGGAGGACCUCCACCAGUUGCAGGCACGGCUAAUCACUAACGCAGAGCGCCACGACGAGGAAGUGAUUGAGCUGCGAGAAAAACUAGACAAACUGAUAAGAGACCAAAAGAGGGAGGGCGCCAACUUGGAGUACCUGAAAAACAUCACAUAUAAGUUCCUAACGCUGCAGGACCCCAGCGGGAAGCACCAGACGCUGAACGCUAUCCUCACAAUCUUGCACUUCAGCCCGCAAGAAAAACACCAUGUACUCAAGCUGCAGGGGGCGCCGUGGUGGGCCAACAAAAGAUAAAGAGUCCAGCAGAGGGCACCAGAGGGCAUUUUUACCUGCACAAAGUAAAAAGAAAAAACAACCCCUGGGCAAAAGACCUGAGUUGAAUAAGCUGCAGUGUUGUGUUGGGUGGUGUGGUUAUCUGUAGUCACUGUGUCCAGUAUGAUGCUCAACACCAACCUCAUUUAUUUCUCUUUACCAGUUGGCACACAUUUGUAGCCAGCUUUGUCAUGAACACUACGUUAUAUUCAGCCAAGACUACAGCAAGGAUGGUUGUCUUUGUCAUCUGGCUGCAAUGAGACCCUUCUCCUGCAGGGGGCACCAUCAAGGACCAUGAAAAGAAGAAUAAGUGGUUAUGAGGCUGAAGUGGGCACAGCUUGGUGUAGGAUAUAUACACCCUACAUAAAAACCAAACAGUUUAAAGAGGUAAUGACUCCAGUGUGUAAAAUGAUGUAUAUUUUUGAUGCACCUAUUAAAAAUAUUUUCCUGGA